Molecule: messenger RNA, 1649 nt
Organism: Mucor mucedo
Lineage: Eukaryota; Fungi; Mucoromycota; Mucoromycetes; Mucorales; Mucoraceae
Product: tRNA modification GTPase TrmE
Exons: 6
Coding region: 120-1574 (484 amino acids)
Biological process (GO): tRNA wobble uridine modification; tRNA methylation
Cellular component (GO): mitochondrion; cytoplasm
Molecular function (GO): GTPase activity; GTP binding; protein binding
Source: RefSeq, a predicted model, not a curated record
AUUUUUCAGAAAAAAAGAAAAAAGAGAUCGAUGAAAGAGACCGGGGGUUUUUUCUUUUUUUUUUUUUUUUUUUUUUUUUAUCACUGCUGUCAAAAUAUUAAUCUUUAGAUCUUUUUUUAAUGUUACAAUCGUUUUUUUUAACAACUUGCAAACAAUAUACCCAAGCAAGAUACUUGCAUCAUAAGGUUGUAACACGCCCUCAGACGAUUUAUGCACUUUCUUCCUCGCCCGGCAAAGCAGGUGUUGCUGUCGUUCGUAUUUCCGGAAAGAGCGCCAAAGAAGCCAUUAACAAAAUGACUUUGGCUCCCGGUGGCAUAACUGACCCGAGAAAAGCUUAUUUUAGACGUAUUCGACAUCCUUUCUCUGGCGAAGUAUUGGACAGAGCACUUGUGCUUUGGUUUCCCGGUCCACAUAGUUUCACAGGCGAAGAUUCUGUGGAACUUCAAAUUCAUGGUGGCAAUGCCGUAGUUAAAAGUGUACUGGGCGCUUUACAUGAAAUGACAGACUUUAGAAUGGCCGAGCAAGGUGAAUUUGCUAGGAGAGCUUUUGAUAAUGAUAAACUGGACUUGACGGAAUUGGAAGGUUUGGCAGAUUUGCUGAAUGCGGAGACUGAAGUUCAACGUCGUUUAGCAUUAAGACAGGCAGAAGGUGGAUUAAGAGUACCCUAUGAAAACUGGAGAGAGAAAAUUGUCAAAUGUAUGGCUACUACCGAAGCCGUAAUUGAUUUUGGAGAGGAUGAAAAUAUUGAAGAAGGAGUGAUGGAUCAAGUGGUUGCAGACGUGAUUGAAUUAAGAAAUUUGAUUGCUGGACAUUUAGAUGAUAGUCAUGUCGGUGAAAUUGUCAGAAAUGGUAUUCAAGUGGCUAUUGUUGGUCCUCCUAAUGCUGGUAAAAGUACCUUAUUAAACCGAUUGGCUAAGAGAGAGGCUGCAAUUGUCUCCGAUAUACCAGGUACAACUAGAGAUGUGGUAGAAGUAAAAUUGAAUUUAGGCGGGUAUCCUGUAGUAGUAUGCGAUACGGCUGGUCUGCGAGAAUCCACCGAUCUGAUUGAAUUGGAAGGUAUCAAAAGAGCUAAAUCAAGAAUCCUAUCAUCGGAUAUCAAGAUCUGUUUACUAUCUUUAGAUGGUGAUGCUACCAUUGACCCAAUUGUAAAAGAUAUUAUCGACAAGGAUACAUAUGUAAUUUUAAAUAAGGAAGAUGCUGCGAAAAAUACAAAAGACAUCGCAAACAUGGUUACACGUAUAGAAAAAGAAACAAGCGCAAAAAAAGUCUGGACAAUGAGUUGUACGACUGGCCAAGGAGUGGAUAAAUUUCUGACACAAAUGAUAAAUAUUUUGAAGAACAAAUUUGAUUCAUCGAUUGGUAAUCCUGUUUUGAUCACGCAAGCUCGACAUAGAGAGCAUUUGGAAGAGUGUGUAGCAUCAUUAAACACAUUUUUAAAUAUGCCGGAUGAGGACAUUGUUUUAUCAGCAGAAGAAUUAAGACAGGCAGCAAAUGCGCUAGGAAGAAUUACAGGAAGGGUUGAUGUAGAGGAUGUGCUAGACGUUUUAUUUGGUCAAUUUUGUAUUGGAAAGUGAUUUACAGAUUGCCGUUAUAGCAACUUCAGAAUAAACCAAAUAUACAUAAACCUUUUUUUAAUGAAUUACUGUAAC